Molecule: messenger RNA, 678 nt
Organism: Oreochromis aureus
Lineage: Eukaryota; Metazoa; Chordata; Actinopteri; Cichliformes; Cichlidae
Product: major histocompatibility complex class I-related gene protein-like
Exons: 4
Coding region: 131-664 (177 amino acids)
Biological process (GO): immune response
Cellular component (GO): external side of plasma membrane
Source: RefSeq, a predicted model, not a curated record
UGCUAACUGGAGAAACUGGAGGAACAGGGGGAGGGACACUGGUUGGUCACUGUCGGUGGACGACGACUUGUUGAUUCACAUUUCUGUAAAUAAAAGGAAUAUUAGUUAUGACCUUAAAGAUAGAGAAACGAUGAAGUUGUGUUUGCUGCUUAUCUUCUGUCGUAGUUUAUUUGCAGUGAAACAUUCACUGAAGUAUUUUGUCACUGGAUCCUCUGGAGUCCCAAACAUCCCAGAGUUUAUGGGUGCAGUGGUGUUUAACGGCAUCCAGGCGGGUUACUGUGACAGCAACAACAUGACAUUAAAACCAAAACAGGACUGGGCGAAGAAAAUAUUACAAACCAAUCAUCAGCACAAGGAGUGGUACAAUCACAUGUGUUUCAAGGAACAGCCAAACUUCUUCAAAAACAUGAUUUCUAAUUUGAAGCAAUUCACCAAAAGUGAAGGUGUCCAUGUUUUACAGAGGAUAGGCGGCUGUGAACGUGAUGAAAACACUGGUGAGGUGACUGGCUUAGUACACUUUGGUUAUAACGCAGAAGACUUUCUUGAAUUCAGUCUGGAGACACUGACAUGGAUCGCACUGAAACUGGUAUUUCUGUCCAGCGUGUCUCUGUUUGAUGACCAGAGGAGAUGGACCAUUUACCAACAGCACUCCCAAACUGAUUAAACUAAUUCAUAUCA